Molecule: messenger RNA, 2051 nt
Organism: Aspergillus steynii IBT 23096
Lineage: Eukaryota; Fungi; Ascomycota; Eurotiomycetes; Eurotiales; Aspergillaceae
Product: MFS transporter
Exons: 6
Coding region: 444-1892 (482 amino acids)
Biological process (GO): transmembrane transport
Molecular function (GO): transmembrane transporter activity
Source: RefSeq, a predicted model, not a curated record
CACUCUCGCUCUCUGGCUCUUUUGCUCCGACGCUUACACUUGCUCAUCCUCCGAUCGGCAUUUGGAAGAAAAUCAAUCAGAUCAGGCCAUGACAGCAACGAGGACACGGAGCAGCUGCAAUGUCUGCCGAUCCCCCGGACAUGGAGAUGCGCAGGGACAGCACAGAUCCUCGUCAGCCAUCAACCCUUUCUAUUCUAGGCUGCUUCAUGGAUGCCGAUGCAAGAUCUAGGAAUUGAUGCAUUCAAUAAAUCCCAAAUUACCGACACCGCCCAUCCGCAUUCUCAGUCAUGACUGUCGCCAGCUGUCAGGCUAACGGCCUCGGCCGCUUGCCAAUAGUUCCCCACAGCCCAAACGCGGCCUUCAAUCUUUUUUCCUUCUGCAGCAACUUCAGCUGAACGUCGCGUGCUCGUCUGCUGUAUUUACUUCCACCAGCAUUCGCUCCAAUGUGGCCACUCUCGCCGGGAGGGCAGAAACGCCCGCCAUGGCUAUUACGGCUGCGCUCCUCUGCAGGUUUUAUCGUUGCGACGGUCUGGAUCUCGUUUUUCACGGACUAUUUUCUCUAUGCCAUGAUCGUCCCCGUCAUGCCGACUGCGCUGGUCGACCGGGCAGGUGUGCCGUAUGAAGAGCGGGAAUACUGGGUUAGUGUGCUGCUCGUGUGCGAAGCCGCAGUCGCCUUCGUCUGCUGUCCCACCUUUGGCUACGUGGUCGACGUCACUCCCACCCGCCAACUUCCCUACCUAUUGGGUCUAAUCCUGUUGGGUGCCUCCAUGGUGAUCCUUUCCGUCGCACAUACUGUGAGCCUAUUUGUACUCGCGCGGCUGAUCCAAGGUGGCGCGACUGCCAUGGUCUCGGUGGCCGGUCUGUCCCUGCUGACCGACACCGUUUCAUUCGACAACCUCGGCCAAACCAUCGGGUAUCUGGGGUCAGCCAUUACUCUGGGAUUUCUUCUGGGUCCGCUGUUGGGAGGCAUGGUAUAUCAAAUAGCGGGUUAUCAGGCGGUCUUCGGGAUGGCCUUCGCCAUCGUGGCAAUCGAUGUGAUCAUGCGGAUUGCGGUGAUAGAGAAAAAGGUCGCGUGUCGUUGGACGGCCGAAGGGUCCGAAGCAGUCAAUGAAUCCGCGCCCCAUUUGCCCGCCAAUCGUGGCUAUGACACCUUUGCAGACCCGGAAUCCUCGUCGGACGCAACUCUCUCCGGGUCGCAAAAGCCAGCGCUUUUGCUCAUUGCGCGACAACCCCGGGUCAUGAUCUCGUCGUGGGCUCUUCUCGUCCAGGGCAUGCUAUAUUCGGCAUUUGAUUCAACCAUCCCCGUCUUUGUUGAAUCGCGGUUCCACUGGGGACCCUUCGGAGCCGGCAUGGCUUUCCUUCCCUCCGCCGUCACCGCUCUCUUCGAGCCUUAUUUCGGUACCCUCUCGGACCGCUAUGGCGCGCGUCUGAUUACUUUCCUGAGCUUUAUCCUCCUGGCUCCGCCGCUCAUUUGUCUGCGGUUUGUGGAGCAGAACACCACAGCCCACGUCGUGCUGCUACUGGUCCUCCUCGGCCUGAUCGGACUCCUGAUCAACGUGAGCAUUCCAGCUCUGUUUGUCGAAACACAGCAAGUUCUCGAUGACAUGGAGCGUACUCGACCAGGAGUCUUCGGCGAGAAGGGAGCCGUGGCGCAGGCGUUUGGCAUCCAGACGAUGGCCCAGUUUCUAGGAUUGACCCUAGGUCCGCUAUGGGGCGGGUUUUCGGAGUAUCAGUAUGGAUGGAAGAUCACGUCCUUAACAUUAGGGUUACUAGCAGGCGUGACAGCGAUCCCAAUGCUGUGGCUCAGUAAUGGACAGAAGGCGGAUGUGGAAGAUGAAGAGAGGGAGCGUCUCCUGGAACAUGAGAGUCGUUCGGAGAUCCCCCGUCAGUGAGAUCAAAUGCUACUUGCUACUUUGUAACAGAAUAUUAGAAGCACUAUCCAGACUCGAAUAAAUACGAAUGUCCGAUUCUUCCAGUUGACAAGCAUGUGACUCGGGCAGUCCGCGGACUCCGAGUCAACCUCGUUUAAGAAAUCCAAACAUGGAUUUCCA